Molecule: messenger RNA, 7528 nt
Organism: Phaedon cochleariae (mustard beetle)
Lineage: Eukaryota; Metazoa; Arthropoda; Insecta; Coleoptera; Chrysomelidae
Source: the annotation of a GenBank genome assembly
GGAUUAUUAUUUCGAAUCUAUUUACACUAUGAUAAAACAUAAUAUACGUUUACGAGUUUAUUUUCAAAUCGAAGCUUGAAAGAUAUAGAUAACUAAUACAAAACUGGUACAUCGUAAUCUAGGUAAUUCACAGGAUACUAUCUCAUCGUCACCAUGUCAACAAAUCCACCGCAGGUGGUCGUAAAAAAAUCCGGAGAACCCGCAGAGCCGGCAACGCCGCGCUUCCCACCGGUCGCGCACUUUUACUGCGCACCACACACCACGAUCGGGGCACGCGGUGCGUUCAAUUUCUCCCGUCCCUUUCCCCCCACUCCCAAAAAUCAUCGUUCGUCCGAAACAACGAAUCGUCGCUUGUUUCUCGCAACAAACAAAGGCCCAUAAAAUUAAUUCGCCCAUUGCCCAUUAUCGCCCUGGGUGCGUUAGAUGCACGCAGCAGUCUCUCGUAUUCCGGGGUGUCGCGAACCUUGUUUUUUGUUUUCCUCCCGGAGCCCAGUACUAGCGUAACCCUGAGAAAAUCAACGCGUCUGGUGACUAGUACGCGCACCCAAUUGGUCGAUAAAGCAGCGAGCGCACGUGAUCUCGGUUGGCUUAGAAAGUGUUGCGACUUUAGCUGCUGAGGAGGCACACACUACGCGACCGUACCUCCAAAGAGAAAAAUAAUCACGGUGGUUCUACACGCGAAACUACCGGGAAUUUCAUCGCGUACAAGUCGAAAAAAAAAUAGUGUCCAGUGGGCAGUGCCCAGUGCGAGCUAAACGUCAAAUUGGUCAAGUUCAAGGGCUUCUACGAUUGAAAAAGUCGUAGCGUAUCGAGCAAAGCCCCCCCCAUCCGCAACCCACCCCCCCUCACCCCAAAAACGAUGAGUUCUCUGAGCACGCUCCUCGAAGCAGCCAAAUUCUUGGAACUCCAGGAGCAGCACCACCAGCAAAGCCGCGAAACCGUCGCAGAAACGCUGGUCACCAUGAAACCCGCCCCGCCCGCCCAUACACGGUCGCCCCCCGCCCACACUAGGUCACCGCCCACGCCCAGUGACCAACUCCACCCCAAGACAGAUGCCGCUUCGCCGCAGACCGUCGUCAUCUCUUCCAGCAAUAGUAUCGGUCAUCAGGCCAUCAUCCAGGGGCCUAUCGCUUUCACUUCUACGUCCCCAGCUCAGUUCGCGAAGAAAAUCGAACAAGACAUGCAAGUCUCCAGUACUACGACCGUCUCCCAACAGUUACCCCGACGCAUCCUCCACAACAGCUUUGACAUCCGCAACCCCCUAGUGGUCGACGAGUCAGCCGGCUGCGACAGCAACAAACGGAAACAACCCCCGAUGGUGUUCAGGGCUGGCACCAGAGAGGUGCACAACAAGCUCGAGAAGCACCGCAGGGCGCACCUCAAGGAGUGCUUCGAUGUGCUCAAGAAACAGCUGCCCGCGUCUCAGGACGAGAAGAAGACUUCCAACUUGAGUAUUCUUCAUUCAGCUCUACGGUACAUCCAGACAUUGAAAAGGAAAGAACGCGAACUGGAACACGAAAUGGAACGCCUGGCCCGCGAGAAAAUCACCUCCCAACAGCGCCUGGCCGUCCUCAAAAAGGAGAUCUCCUCCCGUUACGACAACGUCGACUUUUCGAAACUGCUGCCCGAAAUGGCGUCCCCCAGUCCCAGCUCGAGCCUUUCUCAUCACGAGAGUGCCUCGGCUGGCGAGUUCAACGAGGGCGUAUGCGUGGGCGUGGGUGUGGGCGUGGACAUGGGCGUGGGCGUGCCCAGUGGGCCCGUCAUCGACAAGGUGGCCAUUCCGAUACUGGCCAAAGCGGGCAUGCCGAUGGUCAAGCACCAUCUCACCACCUUGAAGGAGGUCAGUACCGCAACAAGUCCAAACCACCUCCCUCUCGGUCCUCCCGAUGUCGUACCCCGUCAACCAAGGCCUCGUCCUCCAAAAGGUCCUCGUGCCCAAAGGCCUCGACGGCCUCGCGCCCCUCGUCUCCACGCACUUCAUCGCCGCCCCCCAUCACCCCCACCAACAGAUCAACGGCAAGGUGGUACCCCUCGCGCAGUACCUCGUCAAGCCGGUGGUGGUGGUCAGUACCGCUUCGCCGAGGCCGAGCUAGUGGUGAAAUGCUGGGGGAAUUACAGGGGGAAGGGGGUAAAGGUGAGAAGAAGAAGAGGGUACUUGCGAAAGGUUCAGAAUGAUGAAUUCGCGGUCGCCAAGGUCAUUUGAUGACGUAGCAAUUACAUUAAAAACUACGGGAAACCAUGUCUAACUUUCAAUCUAUGCCGAGUUAGAAUGUUUUCCGGUAGUUUAAAAUGUCAUCGCAACGGCAUCUUAUGAUUAUGGCGACCGCGAAUAGAGCAGUACAGCAAUCGUUGAGAGAGAGAAAAAAUGUCUUCCCUAAGCUAUGGUCGUUUAUUGUGUUGCUAAAGUUGAUUUUGUUCCCAUAGUUGCCUCUAUUCAUGGCAUAAUGUAAACUAGAGUCACUGGAUGGUAUUAGUUUGAUAAGAGUUCGGACACAGCUGAACUUUUGUCCUUUUCUAUUUUCUAUAAUAUAAUGGUUUGAGUGAAUAAAAGAAUAGGACAUAUAUUUUGCUCUUUGUCUCUUCAAUUUCCCUAGUAGCGCCUGAUUGUCAGAUACGAUUUUAGAGGUUAUAUUUUCUGUCAAAUCAAUCAUAGCCGUAGAUGGACAAUGAAUAGGGUACAAACACCCACUUUCUAGCAGAACAACUGUUAUAUAAAUGGAAAGAAUGCAUGUAACAACAUUUUAAUACCUACUAGAAAAUAUACACAUAUGGAUAAACGUAUAGCUAUAAUUCCUUAUUGUAUGUGAAACUGUACUCCAGUGAUAAGUAUUAAACAUUAAUAUUAAAUUAAAGGUAGGUAUUUUCAAUAUACAGAAAGUAACAUGAGUAUACGUUGAAGUGAAGUAUUCCUGAGACAAUUUUAAGAAAUUUUGACGAGACCUAGCACAUACUUUGUUUUGUGAAGUUCUCAGCAACUUCACUUAGCGUCCUAUAGGAGCUAAGUAAACAUGGAUCGAUAUAGAAAAUAUCUCCAAAACGAUAACUUCCUGCGCUAUUAAGGCCCUUAUAAUAAUUUCCACGAUACAUAAAUAACUAUUCACUUUUCACUAUUAAAUUUUGGAUUUGGUCGGUACCAAAAACGCCAUUCAAUAAUAUAUUACGUUGUACUUUACUCGCUUUUCUUUGUUUCGUUUUCAAGUUUUCAAUUUCAUUAUGUAAUUUUGCGAUCAAUUCCUAUUUUUCCAUAAUUAUUUUGUUUUGUAUUUUGUGUGAUGAUAAUAAUGGAAUUUUGUUCUUGAAAUCGUCUGCUUUGUAAAUUGAAGGAACAGCAGAUUCUCUCAAACAGAUUUUGAAAAUGGGCAUAAAAUAUAGUUUCAUUCUAAUCAGAUGCUGUUAUAAUAAGUGAAUUUUAAUGAGUACCUCACACAUUUUGCUCGUCUUUAAAGAGAAUAGACCCCCAGGCCGUUUCAUAUCUUCCUUCCAUAACUGUUUUUCUGACGUUUAUAAAAUUUAUUGUCAAAUUCAAACAAUUUUUAAUGAAAAAGCGCGGGACGACUAUGGUGCUCUUGUCACAAUGCAAGGUGUGUAACUUAAUAAAUCGAAACAUUCAAAAACCCUAACCGUUGUCAUUUCUGUGUCCGAACUCUUAUCAAACUAAUACUAAUACCAUCCAGUGACUCUAAUGUAAAAAUGAGAAAGUCAUAGAGAAAAAUCAAGUUUAGCAGGUAGAGCAAACUCAAACGAACAAGCCUCUAUAGAGUAAAGAGUGACUGGAUUAAAUAGAGUGGCAACAAUAUACCUCCAAAUGGCUGCCGUUUCCGGAAUGGAAUUCGUGAUCAAGUCACUGAAAAGCUUAAAAAACCGAAGGGUAUCUCCACUGUAGUUAUGUAUUUGCGCCUUCGAAGUGCCCACCUGAUUUUAGGUUUAGAUAUUUGAUGUUCUCAUUUGAUCAUCUGAAGAAUCUGAGCCUUACCAAUCCCAAAAGAUGGCUUCUUAUAGUUAAUAUGCAAGGUAUAGAGUUUCAUGUCUGAUUGUGGGCUGGCUGAUUUGUGUCCGAAGAGAAAAAAAUCAUAAAAAAGUAUUCACAAACUGAAAUAGAAUGCGUAGAACUGAAUGUAGAAAAAAUAUAUUAUAAAGAUAUAUUGAAGGUCUGACCAAUCAAAAAGUAUAACACUAUUGUCGCCACUCUAUGUAUAAAGUCACUCUAGUCUCUCCCAUCGGUCGUUGUCUUCAGUGUUCCAACGUAAAAUGAUGGAAAUGUUUUGUUGGUAACAUUGGAAAUGGGAAAAAAUGGAGAAUAAGAUCAUAUUAACCUCAAUAUAAAUUAGGUUAGAAUGGUCUACUCCAUUUCUUCUCAUUUCCAGUGUUGCCCUCAUAAAAUUUUCAUUAUUUGAUGUUGGAGCACUGAAGACAAGGUCAGAUGGGAAAGACAUUUUUGUUCUCUAUCAACGCUGACUGAACUGCUUCAUUUCUAGAUGUUUUAUGAGUGAAUUUGUUUGUUUUCUGCGAUUCCUGUUGGAGGUAGAAUUUUGGUACUUGGUGAGCCGGCUGCAAACGAUAUAAUAACGGAAUGAAAUUUUUUUCUUUUAUUUUGACCCCUACCUGCAGCUCUAACUAUACUUACAAGGUGAAAAAAUUUGAAAUAAUGAACAGGUACGAAUCACAAAAUGGAAAAAAAGCUCAAAUCAUUUUUUUUUUCAAUGAGACACACUGUAUAUUUUCAACUCUAGUGGAAGAUAUUACCCUAUUGUUCACAAAUGUGAUUUGAUAAACUAAGAACCUUGAUUAUUAACUCUAAAAAGAUGAUCCACCUCCAUGUAAAGUGUUGAAGCCAUAUUUGGCCUUAGUUCAUGGCUGGUUCGUAGGCGACGCUUUAAUGAAACUCAGCAAAACUAUGGCCGACUUUCUGGUAUAUAGAUUCACUGUACUCUCGGAAUUUGCUCGAGUCCACCUAUCGGCAAGUUGCUGAACUAUCUAAGAAUAUUCUUCCUGAAACAGCAAAAUCACUAAUUUCCAUAUUCAACAAAAUAGUUCACCUUAUCGCUCAUAGAUACCGCUACCUACUGGAGAAUUUUUGUCUUCAUCGCUCUCAUAAGGAUGGUUCAUCUUGUUAGUGUAAAUGACCAAAGCUAAUUAUUUAACGAUUGAAUUAAAAAUGCAAGAAGCUGAGUUGAUUAAUUUGAAAAGACCAAUCAGCCUCCAAAAGAUUCUAAAUUUAAUUGUUAAUUCUUAGUUCAGUUGAGUAUAAAUUCAUCAUGAGCUGCGGUCCUCGCUAAUGGUACAAAAUUAUUGACCUAUUGUGCAAAAUAAAACAAAACAAGGCCUUUUAUUGUUUGUUGAAUAGGUCAAAAUUUCAAAAACGACUAUUAUGCAAAACUUUUCAGAAAAAGUGGAGGCCUCAUAACAAGUACAAAAAUGUGUAGGUAACCAACCAACUUUGACAGGAAUUUCAGGAAAUAAAUUCAUUUGCUUCAAUUUCCUUACCAAAAAUGAACUAUCUUAUUGGGAAUUUAUAAUAACGCAUUUUUUCAUCAAUAUUUCUGAGCUAGCGAUCCAGAGAUGGAUUGCCAGCAAAUAGGUGGAAAAAUGGAGGCAUCAUGAUUCACAUACUCUAGAUAGGUACAAGAAUUCUUCUAUACCCAGCAUAUCAUUGACGAAAAAUGUUUCUCUGUAAAUAGUUUUCAUAUGUUUUUAUGUAGUUUUUAGUCAUCGAUUUUUAUUAAUUUAUUUAUUUAUGCCACAGCCCCAACAAUAAAAAUUAUGAAGAUAAAUCGAAAACAAAUCAAAUCUAAUUUAGACACAAAGGUUAUUUCUCUCUCUACAAUCAUCACAAUAUUCUUGAUACAAUUUUUGAAUAAUCAACAGGAAUAGCUGGACAUUCCUGAACCAACAUUUUUGUUUAUUAAGUGUUUUCACUGACUACAAAUUCUGUUUCUGAUAGAAUAAUAGUUCAUCUCAUAAAGAAAGUCUUAUUUUUCCACCCUUUGCUGUCAAGAACCCACUAGUUUAGUAAUUUCAGAAAAAAUCAUGAUUCCUGAGCUAGUGGUUUUAUUAUUGUUUUGUUCAUUAAUUGUAAAUUAGUGUUUGUUCAGUUUUAUAACUUAUUGAAACCAAAUCAUCAGAGCUAUUUGCUAGGUAUACUUGAGAAAACAAAUACAUUUUCUUGGAUAUUUUAUAUUGAAAAAUUGUCAAAAUGGAUUGACAAUAAAAGUUCCAAAAUAUGUGGAUUUAGAACAAACACAAAUUUGCAAACAUGAAAGUAUAACUAAUUAAUGCUGGUUUCUUCAUCAUUUCCAUGUUCAAAAUUCUUUCUAAUGCUUUCUUACUAAAAAAAUGAAUAUUUCGUCUCAACAGUAGAAGGCAUAUAAAAUGAAUUCUUUGAGUAUGAGAAUUAUAACAAAUUAGGUUCAUGAGAAACCACCAUUAUUUAGUUUUCUGCUUUGCCUUUGUUGAGUGACAGGCUCACUAGAAUUUUCAAUAGAAUCUACCUAUACUGUGUGGUGUUGAAGAGCCUAUGAGGAAGUGAAAAUUUGACUAUGCACUCUCAUAAUUAUGUUCUCAUAUUAUAAUAAUUUUGUAUCCACUGAGACUGAAUUACUUUACAUUAAUGUACAUUGUCCAAAAUCUCUUUGUUAGUAAGGCUGUGAUAAAAAUGUUAGUUAUCAAUUUGAUAGGGUAUGUAUUUAAGGUUAUUCGAAACUACAAAUCACUAGCUCAGAAAUAAUGUUAGGAAAGGGUAUACACACAUAUAUGAGAACAAUAUGAAAAUAAUCAAGAGAAAAGCAAUAUCUAUACCUACAAAAGACUUUUCAGUUAAGCAAAAUGAAAAUCUAAAAUGAAACAUCACUCUCAUCUGUAGUCCUGAUGUUUUGUCAAAGAUAUUCAAUAAAUUGUACCUAUACUGGGUACAGACCAGUACAGUUAUAGAUGACAGAGGUCUAGGUACCUAUAAAAACUAAGGAAACAAAUCAAAACUUUGAAAUUUCUAAUUAGAUCCAACUUCCUGCCUAUCAAUUUUAAAAAUCUUCUCUAUUUAUAUUUUUAACCCAUCAAGUAUUUUCUUUCUAAUUUUAAUUUUGUGGUGAUUUGAAAUUGAAAAGAAUGACUGAUAUUUAAACUUCAGCACUGUAGAAUAUAGAUAUAGGUAUGCGUUAGCUAAAUUAUGAAACAAAUUUUUAUAUAUAUAUUUCAAAAGUUAUUAAUUCUAUUAUUUUAUCCAUGUAUUUAUUAUGAAGAUAAUCAUAUUAUGAUGAAACUGUUCAAACAUCUGGAUGUCUGAUGGAUGCUUGGACAAUGGACAGUCCCAAUUUUGAUUAGAUCUCCUAGUUAGCCUUUAUGUUUUAUCAACUUCAAUUGUACAUAUAUAAAUUCAAUUAGUGGUGUGUUGCGAAAAUUGUACAUAUAAAAUAGUCUGUUAUAUGAAGAUUGUAAAUAAGAUGAUUUAACUUCCAUCUGUAUAUAAAUGAUCAAAUUUCAUCCCUAAUUAUUUGGGGACAAAUCUAUAAACAAUAAAUAACUGAAACUCUUA